Gossypium raimondii (Peruvian cotton) is the source of this 1615-nucleotide messenger RNA. RefSeq names its product binding partner of ACD11 1. The transcript is spliced from 5 exons. Gene Ontology annotation, molecular function: RNA binding. The coding region runs from base 646 to 1377 and encodes 243 amino acids. NCBI's taxonomy places the organism in Eukaryota, Viridiplantae, Streptophyta, Magnoliopsida, Malvales, Malvaceae. The record is from RefSeq and is a predicted model, not a curated record.
ACUGCCCGCCCCUUGUGUCUUCGUCCCUGGUUCUGGCAGUAAGAAAUUGGUGAUUUCUUGUUCACCAUAGCAUCAGUUGAAUCAUUCUAGAUUUGCCCACUUAAUUUCUUUAUACUUAUUUUUAGUUUAUGUGCAUGUGAUUGCUCCAUUGUAUUCUACAAGUAAGCUUGUUGAGGUUGAAUUGUACUUUAUAUAGCAAUGGAUUUCAUACUUGGAGAUAGACAUGUCAAUUGGGCUGUUUAGGUUGGUUUUGGGUUGAAUUAGUUUGGAAUUUUAAAAUUUUCAAUUCAUUUUGUUGCCUGGAGGUCGGACUCGCAUUUGGAGAAGUCUUCGAAGUGUUGUCCGUUGAGAGCUGACAAACCUCUCAAUGGUGGAGGUAUUGUGACCGGAGUGUCUGUGCUCGGUUUUAUUCUUGGGUUUGUCUCUCAAUUCCGUGGAGAGCCCUCGACGGGUUCACCCCACCAAGGAAAUGUGAGCAUUUGGCCUUGAUGGGGUUCAAAGACUUCACCCAUUGUGAGUCCGACCUCCCCUCAACACAUUUCUAUUCAGAUUAAGACCAUUAAAGUCAGCAAUAUUUCUUUAGAAGCAACCGAGCGAGACAUCAAAGAGUUCUUUUCCUUUUCUGGUGAUAUUGAAUAUGUUGAAAUGCAGAGAGGUGAUGAAGUGUCUCAAAUUGCAUAUAUUACUUUCAAGGAUUUGCAAGGAGCAGAGACCGCUGUUCUUCUUUCGGGAGCAACGAUAGUUGGUCUAUCUGUUAGCAUUUCUUUAUCUCCAGAUUACAAGCUGCCUCCGGCCGCUUUCGCACCGCCCCCUGCAACACAAAAUAAAACUGCUGAUUCGACUAUUAGAAAAGCCGAGGAUGUUGUUACCGGCAUGCUUGCUAAGGGCUUCAUCUUAGGCAAAGAUACAAUCAACAAGGCAAAAACCUUUGACGAGAAGCACCAAUUAACAUCAACAGCCUCAGCAAAAGUUGCAUCUUUCGACAAGAAAAUUGGGUUCACCGAGAAGAUACAGGCUGGCACUACCGUUAUUACCGACAAAGUAAAAGAAAUGGAUCAAAAGUUCCUCGUUUCGGAGAAAACAAAAUCCGCAUUUGCCACUGCUGAGCAAAAGGUCAGCGGUGCAGGAUCCGCCAUUAUGAAGAACAAGUACAUAUCCGCCGGAGCUACAUGGGUAACGGAUGCUUUCAAUAAGGUUGCAAAAGCAGCGGGAGACGUUGGCCAGAAGACAAAAGAAAAAGUGGGAGCAGCUGAAGAAGAACGAAAACGGAAAGUGGUUGAUGACUUUGCGCAGAUUCAUUUAUCCGAGUCCCCGAAAGAUUCUGCCUCGAGUAAACAACCAUCUAAGCCUGCACCUGCACAAGGUUUGAUCCUUUGAUUUGCUGCUUCAGUAAAUAGUUGUGGAGGCCAAAUUCUAUACCUUAGCAUUUCAUAUAUUUACUUAUCUUCUUGGCAUCACAUUGUUGUUGAUGUUUUCCUUUUAUUUUUUGGUUUUUGGGAUUUGUUUUGUUUUUAUUAUGGCAAAUUUUCACCUUUUGAUUGGAUUUAUAUAAUGUCACAUUGUAUGAAUAUUUGUAUUCGUUUGGAUUACGUGUAGGCAAGUUAGUUUGAGUUGA